AUGUCGUCGGCACAUGAGGGGGGUGGUCAACCAUCUACCAGUAUGCGUCGAGGUGUGCCACAUGUGGCAGAGCAGCAUUCUGAUAAUAAAGCAAUGCCGCGAAAAGCGACUCAGGCAAAUCACAUGGAAUCGUCAGUGACACGUCUCCUCGUGGCCACAAAACUCUUGCUGGAGUCCCUUACGCAGUGGGCUCAGCGUAAGGAAUCCGAAACGAAUGUGUCGCGUGUCUACGUGCGCCUCGGCAAUGACUUUAAUGCGUCCAUCACAGCGUUUAUGGGUGCUGGUAUCGAUAUGACUGACUUGUACUCUGUCCCUGCUGAUCUGCGCGUGUGUCUCGAGUCGUGUCUGUCAGAAGAGGCCUCAACUGCGACACUCGAACGACACCUUCCUCGUAUUCGCGACAUUAUUGUGCGGCUUCUUCAGGGUCUCAAGACCAAGCAGGCCUACUAUAAGCAGCUUCAGAUGGAAUCGAACCCUUCGUCAGGCUCUGGUGUUCCUGGUUACAGCGUGCCAGCCUCGAGGGCUGAGGGCCCAAGUGGACCUCGUGCUCCUGGCUCAGCAUAUCCUUUGCCGACGCCUGUGUCUGCCCCACCGCAGAUGGACUCGACGACUCUUCCUGAAGAGUCAAGCCAAGUAAGGAGCCAGACCCCGCAUCAGACCCCACAUCCAUUACCCGCGCGCUCACCAAGGCAGGUCCCACCAACACCCCAAGAACGACCUGCAUCAAGAACGUCACCUGCCUUGUCGACACGAUCCGCCUCCCUGCCUCAGCCUCCGCCCGUCGCAGCAGCCGAUGACUCGACACCGCCGACACCUGCGUCGACGGCUGAGCAGGCGCAGCGCGAAGAUAUCAAUGUACGCCUACGUAACAGCGAUACUCUCGAGCGGCGAGCGAGCAAGCGUUUCAGUGCGUACACAUUCAACAAGAUUGGCGCUGGACUCAUGUCAUCGGUGGGCUCCACGCCCACAUCGCUGCAUUCAUAUACGGAGCGCCGUACGCCGCAGAGUGCAGGGCUCCGUAGUGUCAAGCAAGUGGCGGCAGCCGACCUUGAGGUGCCCUCACCAACGAAGCAAAAUCAUGCUUCCCAUACACUAUUGACGUCUUUGCCCGAAGCGGAUACAGGUGAGAGCAAAGCCGAGGUGUCGAGUGCGUACAGCCAUGACGAGCCUUUUAUGGUGUACUUGCAGGUGAAUCGACAGACUCGCAAGGUGACACUGCCCGUGGACCAUGCACAGCCCGACCGUGGCCUGAAUCUUGCUAUGCUACGUAUGCUUUUUGUUGACCAGUUUUCGUAUUCGAGCGGCAAGUCAGACUUUCCAGACAUUUAUAUCAAGGACCCGUCGAAUGGCGUAGCAUACCAGCUGGAAGACAUGAGCGAUAUUCAGCCCAAGUCCGUACUCAUGCUCAAUGUCGAACCCCUCGACCAGAUCAAAGAGCAUGUGGACUUUUCUAUCAGUGCACUCUCACGCGAGCUGCAUGAGCUCAAGGCUAUGAUCCGCGACAAUGCAGCACGCGAAGCAACACGCCCUGCACCUGUGGCACCGGUAGAGACGACGCCCAUCGCUGAUGCCGAAUUCCAAAAAGCUGGUGACCGCAUGUCAACGCAGCUUGGCGCACCGACCGUACCGCAGGACAAGGGCAACGAUUAUGCUACGGAUCUCAAGACGCACUAUGAAGCACUGCAGAAGCUGCGUCAUGACUUUGCCAUCUUGCGCCAGGUGCAAGACGAGGGCGAGCAUGACAUGCGGCAGUUGAUGGCAAAUCUGCGUGAGAAAGCCAAGGAGAUGAGCCGCGUCGUAUCACUAGGGCCCUCGGCGGGACGCAACUUGAUCGAGUCGGGCAAGACACAUCUAGACGCCCAGUCGCAGCAGGUCCUUACGAAUGUGGAGGAUUUGCAGGACCUCAUUGAGGACCUCAAGUUGGAUGUGAGCCAUCGCGGCGUCAAACCCAAAGCGGCGGAGCUGAAGCGCGCGACGGUCGAUAUAGCGACGGCAACGCAGCGCCUCACGGAGCUCGAGCAGUACAUCCAGUCGGUGCGCCCGCACUGGAAAAAGACAUGGGAGAAUGAGCUGCAGUUUAUCGUCGACGAGCAAGAGUUCCUCAACUAUCAAGAGGGGCUCCUGGCCGAUUUGAAGCAGGACCUCACGGCCGUGCAGGAUGUGUUUGGCAACAUUCAGCAGAUCGUGAAGCUGCGUGACGUGGGCCAGGCGCGCGGUGAUGACCCUGGCCGUGGGCCGCGGUACGUGCCACCGCCGCCUGACGGAGAGCAUGAGGGUCUGCCGACCGUCAUGGUCGAGGUGCGUGGCCAGUCUAUUGACCACGAGCGCCGUCUCCGGGCCUUGCAGGCCGCCGAGCGGUCGCGGGAGAAGGCGAAGGCCGGACGCACAGACGAGUUUGCCGAUGAGCUGCAAGGGUUCGUCGACAACCGCACACUUCGACGCACCGGUGGCCACUUGGAAGCGGAGCGCGUGCGCCAAAAACGCGAUCAAUCGACGCUGCGAGCUAUGUUUGAGCAGGCGCCAUAG
This is a messenger RNA of Malassezia restricta, 2526 nucleotides long. RefSeq names its product actin-interacting protein. Gene Ontology annotation, molecular function: cytoskeletal regulatory protein binding. The coding region runs from base 1 to 2526 and encodes 841 amino acids. NCBI's taxonomy places the organism in Eukaryota, Fungi, Basidiomycota, Malasseziomycetes, Malasseziales, Malasseziaceae. Gene Ontology annotation, cellular component: cytoplasm; cell tip. The record is from RefSeq and is a predicted model, not a curated record. Gene Ontology annotation, biological process: establishment of cell polarity. The transcript has a single exon.